Messenger RNA from Zophobas morio, 1584 nucleotides. RefSeq lists its product as uncharacterized. Lineage: Eukaryota; Metazoa; Arthropoda; Insecta; Coleoptera; Tenebrionidae. Gene Ontology annotation, biological process: DNA recombination; DNA integration. Bases 300 to 1538 code for a protein of 412 amino acids. The record is from RefSeq and is a predicted model, not a curated record. The transcript is spliced from 2 exons. Gene Ontology annotation, molecular function: DNA binding.
UUGUUUUAUUAGGAUUAAAAGUGCCAUUUUUUGCGACGAGCAAAUUUUGCAUUUGCGAGGCGGAGCGAAGCGAAGCCGAGCGGAUGCAAAAUUGCGAGUCAAAAACUGACUUUUAAUCCGAAUGAAACAUACUACUUUUUCGCCAGCCAAAAAGUAAAUCUCAAAAAUACAAAAUAUUGAUAACAAUAAUAUCGAGCAGAAAUGAAUCAAUCUGCAAAGUAGUCUGGUAUCCACGUCGUCAAGGCUUUUUUUGUUUGCUUACAUACCAUUGUUUUGUGAAAACGUUUGCAGUGUUAAUAAUGAAUCCUGAAGAAGAGUUACCUCCCGAUGUGCUAGAAGAAGCACAAAACGUGGUACUGAACUUGUUACCAACAAAAUCGCGCGAAGUGUAUGAGUGCGCGUAUACCCGCUUCAUCAAAUGGUGCGAAGGGAAAAAGAUUCAAACUUAUUCUGAGAACGUCCUAUUGGUAUAUUUUUCCGAAUUGGCUACAAAAAUGAAGUCAUCCACACUGUGGUCGCAGUAUUCCAUGGUGAAAGCAACUUUAAAUAUAAAAAAUGGCAUAGAAAUCGGAAAGUAUUCAAAAUUAAAAGCGUUUAUAAAGAAACAAGGCGAAGGAUACGUUCCAAAGAAAUCAAGGGUUUUAACUAAUGAACAAAUAGAAGUUUUCUUAGACACGGCUCCGGAUUUCAAAUUCCUGAUGAUGAAAAUUGUUGUAAUCUUUGGCGUUAGCGGAGCUUGUCGGUGUCACGAACUAUUACAAAUAAAAACUGAAGAUAUUGAAAAUAUUAAAGCAGGUUUAUUGGUAAAAAUUCCUGAUACCAAAACGAAAAAACCCAGAUCAUUUACGGUUAUGGGGGAAAAGUAUUUGAAAUUUUACGAAAAGUAUGUUGCGCUUCGUCCAAAAAUGUUUAAUGAAGGUCGGUUUUUUAUUAAAUAUGUCGACGGAAUGUGCCAUCGACAAGUAGUUGGCAUUCAUAAAAUUAGUGGUGUACCCCAAGAAGUAGCCAAAUAUUUAAAGCUAGAAAACUUUAAAGAAUACAGCGGACAUUGCCUACGUCGGACUUCUGCCACGCUUUUUGUGGAUUCUGGCGGUGAUAUUACGUCCCUCAAGAGGCACGGUGGGUGGAAAUCUGACAGUGUAGCCGAAGGUUACAUAGAAGAGUCUCUUAAACACAAAAAAGAUGUAGCAAAAAAAAUUUUUCGUUUGGAAGAACCAGGUACAAGUAGUGAAACCACAAGUAAAAUACAUGAAGACGCAACGAAUAGGAAUGUGAGCGAAGUAAACCUAGAAGAAUCAGGUACAAGUAGUGGAACUACGAAUAGAAUGAUCACACGUGAAGACGGAAUAAGUAGGAAUGUGGGAGCAGUAAACCUGAAUUUUGACACUGUGACCAACCAGACAGCAGGAGCGGUAGAAGUGUUAGCGCAAAAUAUUAUUACUGACCGCAUGAAAAAUGAUAAUAGUGACGGAAAAUCUUUAAUCCAAAUCAAUCGCAGUUGUUCUUAUUGUACAUUCAAUAUUAAUUUUAAAAUUUAAAUAAUUAAUAACAAUGUAAGUUAAUAAUAAAAUUGGAAAAUAUUAA